Molecule: messenger RNA, 836 nt
Organism: Castor canadensis (American beaver)
Lineage: Eukaryota; Metazoa; Chordata; Mammalia; Rodentia; Castoridae
Gene: Atp6v0e1
Product: ATPase H+ transporting V0 subunit e1
Biological process (GO): proton transmembrane transport
Cellular component (GO): proton-transporting V-type ATPase, V0 domain
Molecular function (GO): proton-transporting ATPase activity, rotational mechanism
Source: RefSeq, a predicted model, not a curated record
GGCUUGUGCGCGCCGGUCACGCGGCCCGGGGCUGACACUUCCGGGUGGGACGAGCGAGGCGGCGGGCGGGGGCUGGCGGCUGGUGGCAGGCAUGGCGUAUCACGGCCUCACGGUGCCACUCAUCGUGAUGAGCGUGUUCUGGGGCUUUGUGGGCCUCGUAGUGCCCUGGUUCAUCCCCAAGGGCCCUAACCGGGGAGUUAUCAUCACCAUGUUGGUGACCUGCUCAGUUUGCUGCUAUCUCUUUUGGCUGAUUGCAAUUCUGGCCCAACUCAACCCUCUGUUUGGACCACAGCUGAAAAAUGAUACCAUCUGGUAUUGAAGUAUCACUGGCCUUGAGGAUGAAGACCUGCUGCACAGCAUCCAGUGGUUGAGGUCACGAAGAGAAUUCCUUCUAGAUGCGAAAUCGCCUCCAAACCCAGACCACCUUCUUUGACUUGCCUAUUUCGGGUAUCAUCUGCCUUAAACAUUCACACCACAUUUGAAGAUGUAAUUCUACAGUGCAGUAUUUUUAAGUUCACCUUUUUUUACACUUUGAUGAAUGAUGUGCCUUCUUUACCAACUCUACAAAAUGUGUAUUCAUUCUUCUGAGAGAACGGUGCUGCUCUGAGAACUCUGUUGCUCUCGUCUGUAACCUUCGGAUUUGCAGAUAGCUCCUGCCAGCUCAUUGCAUGGAGUCAGCGCUGUGUUUACAGAUUGCUGCAAGACAAGUAGGACGCCAAUGGGGCAGAGGAGAGCUUGCUCACGGAGAAGCCCCGUCCAGGCAAACUUACACCAAGCUGUACUUUCAGGAUGACUUUCUUCUGCCAUCUUUUGGAAUAAAUUAUUUUUCUGCUUUC